Messenger RNA from Trematosphaeria pertusa, 2337 nucleotides. RefSeq lists its product as uncharacterized. Gene Ontology annotation, cellular component: nucleus. Gene Ontology annotation, molecular function: DNA binding; zinc ion binding; DNA-binding transcription factor activity, RNA polymerase II-specific. The record is from RefSeq and is a predicted model, not a curated record. Gene Ontology annotation, biological process: regulation of DNA-templated transcription; DNA-templated transcription. The transcript is spliced from 6 exons. Lineage: Eukaryota; Fungi; Ascomycota; Dothideomycetes; Pleosporales; Trematosphaeriaceae. Bases 1 to 2337 code for a protein of 778 amino acids.
AUGUCGAGCUCGAAAGUCAUGAAGAAGGCUAACUUCGGCGGACAGGUCAAGUGCGAUGAGCGCCCGGGCGGGUGCCUGAACUGCGAGAGGUUGCAGUUGAACUGUGUGCAGCCAACCGCAGAGGGGGCAGGAUCCUCCGUCAAAGAGCAAGCCGACCAUGCUCGCGCCUUGACCGGCAUCAAGCGGAAACGCACCUUUCGCGUCUGCGUCCCCUGUCGCCAGAGUAAGAUCAGGUGUUCGGGCGAGAGGCCAUCCUGCUCAAGAUGCAGGCAGAGGGCGACCACCUGUGUUUAUGAUGCUGAGGCGGCCGAGCCCGCGUGGGUCCACUCCGUCGCUCCCUCCGCUACACAUGGAUCUGCACAGGAGACAAUGACAUCGACUCCGUCACCACCAGUUCCCCAGAAUGCACUCGCUUCAAUAUCUACCAGCCUGCAGAACGCCGAUCUCCCGCCGUCCCUGGCUUGGCUCUUCGCCCCGGAGUUACCCCAGAAGCCGAAACUCCACAGCUUGCUGGAGGCAUACUUUACCAACGUCUAUCCACUUCGCGUCUUCGCCUUCGUGCAUAAGCCGUCGUUCAUGCGAAUGCUCGAGGAGGGCCUGCUCACCGAUACCUCGGACCAGGCCCUUCUCCACAUCAUGUGCGCUCUGGGUGCUCGCUUCUACGCUCUCGACUACAGUGAGUCUUACUCACCUCUUCCCCGAGAGCUGAUCCAGAACGCUGGCAGUCAGUGGGCAAAGACCGCUGAAGAGAUGUUCUUCGCCGACUACAGCACCAUCUCAGUCACAAAGCUGCAGGUGCUUGUUCUGCUACAUGACCACGAAGCUCGAACGGGCAACUACGCUGGGUCAUUCUUACUUACAGGGUUGAUCAUUCGCAUGGCGCAUGCACUGCAGCUCAAUCUGGAAUAUUCUAGAGACAUACUCUGCAAAGAAGAGCCGCAUGGCUCCAACGAGAUUUCAGCGAGAGAAGCACGGAGGCGUCUGAUGUGGGCUUGCUAUGUGGUCGAUGUAUGGGCUGGUAGUGGUGUCGACCAGCUCACCAUCUUGAGCGAGAAGGACAUCAAGCUUCAGCUACCGUGCAACGAGCGGCAAUUCCUUCUGCAGAUCCCCUGCGUUACCGAAUGCCUCCAGCCGGGCGAAGUACUGGAUUUUAUCCCCAAGGAAGACCUUCCUGAGAGGCCUAUUGAGAACAUGGGUAUCUCCGCAUACUUUGUGCGUAUCGUACACAUCUGGCAACGGGUUCUACGUUACAUCAAACAUCCGAAUGAAGUGCAACCGCCGUGGAUACCUGGGUCUGAAUUCGCUAAUCUGGUCGAUGACCUCCACGCUUGGAAGCAGAGUCUACCUUCCUGGUUGGACUUCUCAUCAGACAAUAUCUACAUUCGCCGCGCAUCGUCACAGCUUGGCGCGCUGUUUCUCGUACACUGCAUGUAUCACCACGUGCUAUGCGACUUACACCGCAUAUCGCUUCCCGACUUGUUCAAGGUGCAAGAGCCUUACGUGUUCCCACCAGAUCAACUACCAUUCAUGGCCAGUCUACAGACUGCAUGCUUCGAAAACGCGCAACGGAUCUCUGUGCUUAUCACUACCAUCCUACAGCACGGACUGAAACAACUAGCGGAUUCGAUCCUUCCCUCGUUCGUUUACAAUAGCAGUCGCAUCAUGUUAUACUAUAUUGCGAGAAUCCUUGAUCGCUCAAAGCCGGAUGCGGCCACUGUGAUUAGCCGCACUAUCGAACUCGUGGACCACAACAAUAAGGCACUUCACGAUAUGUCGCAGCUGUACCCGCUCGCAGACCAGUUGUAUCUCACCACCCAACGAUGGCUUGAUACAGUCCGCGCAAGCGUAGCAGUUGGGCAGCCAACCGCCUACAUAGCCCCUCAAGACUCUUCGAACUUGAGCACGACGGGGGCUGGCCCAAGUCCAUCCGGCACGGUCGAGACGAUUUCCGAAAGCCAAUUCAACCCGUUGCCACUUUACGGCACCUCUCAGGAAAUGGCCGGCGAAGCACCAGGUUCUAGCGUUGUAUCGAGCUCGUCCUCCACCUUCAAUACAUACGUCCCAGCCCCUGGUUACCCGUACACAACGGCGCCCGCCCCAGAGCCGCUGCAAAUCGGCGCACAGCCAAGCCUACUUGCUAUGCAGAAUGCUUCGGCCUCGCAAUCGGAUCAAACUGUUAGCCCAUAUUAUUCAGGUAUGGAGAACCUGGAUCAGCCAAUGUUCGACUUGAACGAUCUCCAGAACUUCUUCGAGUGGGAGAACGGGGAAAAUGCGCCAUCGACCGGAAUCGAGGGCUUCGGGCCCCUGGGCUGGAAUAACCUUUCGAGUAUGCAGUAA